AUGUCUUCCCGCGCCCCUUCAUCCGGCUGGGAUGCUCGGGGCAAAAAGCUGUCUCCUAUUCCGAGCAUAUUUUUUGAAGCUAGAUUUUUCCAAUCAUAUGAAAGCUUGAAAGAGAAUGCACGGAAAGUUUUAAUCGGAGGCGCUCCGACUGUUCGCCUAGUGGUGCUCCUUAAGCAGUAUAAACAGGCCCGGAAACAAGUAAGGACCCGACUUGAAUUCUGGCGGUUGAAUCAACAGGGAAUCCCGUACAAAGAUGAAGUGCGCCACAUUUUUCCCGUCCCUACAGUCCCCGAACUCCCCCUCUUUGUGACCCGAGAAGACGUCUUCGGAUCAGCCUUUAUCCUAGACGGUCAAAAUCCCCAUGAUCUCCUCCCAUUCAACCUGGAUAAGCUUUGCAGAAUUGCAACCAGGGCCUUUGAUCAUCAGGAUAUGUGGCCGAUGUAA
Molecule: messenger RNA, 444 nt
Organism: Penicillium taxi
Lineage: Eukaryota; Fungi; Ascomycota; Eurotiomycetes; Eurotiales; Aspergillaceae
Exons: 1
Coding region: 1-444 (147 amino acids)
Source: RefSeq, a predicted model, not a curated record